UGCAGCAGUAACGCACGAAGUGUUGGCUUAUGAUAUGAGUUACGAUAACGAUUAAUAUCUGAUACAAAUUGAGUUGAUUAACCAUAAAUGGUUUCAACUUUCAAUGCACCAAGUCCAUUGAAACUCUAAUUAGGCAAAGAAAACCAAAACCACACGCAAUUAAGAAAAUGCGGUGUUGCAUUCCGACUUUGUUAGCCGUAACCGCCGUGCUGGUGUCGGCGGUGGGCGGCGUUUUCCUCCCUCUGGAGCGGAGCAUUCCUCCGAGCCACCGCGUGGAGCUGGCGGCGCUGAGGGCCCGCGACAGAGUCCGCCACGCCCGAAUGCUGCGCGGCGUGGUCGACUUCUCAGUCGAAGGCACCUCCGAUCUAUCCCUUGGGUUCGGGUUGUAUUUUACCAAAGUGAAGAUAGGAACUCCUCCGAAAGAAUUCAACGUUCAGAUUGAUACGGGAAGUGACAUAUUGUGGGUUAAUUGCAACACUUGCAGUAAUUGCCCUCAGUCUAGUCAACUAGGGAUUGUGCUCAAUUUCUUUGACACAGUUGGCUCGUCCACCGCUGCGUUGGUUCCGUGCUCGGACCCGAUAUGCACUUCUGGGGUUCAAGGUGCUGCUGCUGAGUGCUCCCCCCGGGUUAAUCAGUGCAGCUACACAUUUCAGUAUGGAGAUGGGAGUGGGACAUUUGGUUAUUAUGUAUCAGAUGCAAUGUAUUUUGACAUGAUCAUGGGACAGUCUCCACCGGCUAACUCUUCGGCUACCGUUGUUUUUGGGUGUAGCACCUAUCAGUCUGGAGAUUUGACUAAGGCAGAUAAAGCAGUUGAUGGAAUUUUUGGGUUUGGCCCUGGUGCUCUCUCUGUUGCAUCUCAAUUGUCUUCACGGGGAAUAACACCCAAAGUUUUCUCUCAUUGCUUAAAAGGAGAUGGCAAUGGAGGAGGCAUACUAGUUCUUGGUGAGAUUUUGGAGCCAAGUAUUGUUUAUAGUCCACUAGUCCCAUCACAGCCUCAUUACAAUUUGAAUCUUCAGACUAUUGCUGUCAAUGGGCAACUCCUCCCCAUUAAUCCAGCUGUAUUUGCAACCUCUAACAACCGAGGAACUAUAGUUGACUGUGGUACAACAUUGGCGUAUCUUGUUCAAGAAGCUUAUGAUCCUCUUGUCACUGCCAUAACUACUGUCGUGUCACAAUUUGCUAGGCAAACUAUUUCCAAAGGAAACCAGUGUUAUCUGGUUUCAACCAGCAUAGAUAACAUUUUUCCUUCAGUCAGUUUCAAUUUUGCUGGUGGAGCAUCAAUGGUUUUAAAACCAGAGCAGUACCUUAUUCAUAGUGGUUACCUUGAUGGUGUUGCAAUGUGGUGCAUCGGUAUCCAGAAAGUGCAGGAGGGCGUCACAAUUUUAGGAGAUCUUGUCCUAAAAGAUAAGAUAGUUGUGUAUGACUUAGCUCAUCAACGAAUUGGAUGGGCUAACUAUGACUGUUCUUUGUCUGUAAAUGUUUCCGUGACUACAAGCAAGGAUGAGUACAUCAAUGCGGGACAAAUAAGUGUCAGCAGCUCUAAUUUUUGCAGUUUUUAUAAGUUACUGCAUGUAAGCAUUGUGUCUCUCUCUUUGUACAUAGUGUUGGUGUGAAAAAAUUAGAUAAUGUGAAGUGUUGGGAAUCAUAGUCAUCAACACUCAGGAUAAUGUAAAAUUAAGUUUUCAACAUUAACCAUGGGAAGAAGAUCAAGUGAGAAGACAGAGAUUUAUGAUUCAAGUAGCGUUGAAGAAAUGGAUAUUUCAAUAGAAGCUUGAAAAGUGGAGAUUUCGACAAAAGGUUAAGAAGGAGAAUUUCACAAAAGUUUGAUAAGUGCAUAGUUGGAAGUCCAAAGAAUGAUUGAAUGAAAAAUCAUAAUUGUAAGUACCCAAUUUUGACCGGGUAAAAAAAGGGACGAUGACCAAAAGUUGAUUAAAAAAAUUAAUUACUUAUUA
Messenger RNA from Cajanus cajan (pigeon pea), 1952 nucleotides. The record is from RefSeq and is a predicted model, not a curated record. NCBI's taxonomy places the organism in Eukaryota, Viridiplantae, Streptophyta, Magnoliopsida, Fabales, Fabaceae.